AUGUGGUUGCCGGUGCAUGUGCCUCUCUUGCUGGUGUUUGGAGUUAGUUUGUCCCUCCCACAUGGAAGCCUUGGCACAGACUCAUCGUCACUCCGGGGAGUGGACGCUGACACUGAAAAGCGGAUUAAUGUCGGGAAGACACACCUGCAGACCCUCCGAAAUCUGGAAACUCGGUGCCACGAUUCCUUGCAAGCACUUGUUGUAAUCGAUGCAGGCAGUAGUUCGACGAGGACGAAUGUUUUCUUGGCGAAAACCCGGUCAUGUCCAAAUAGAGGCCGUAGCAUUGACCCAGACAGUAUUCGACUCAUCCGCGAGGGUAAACGGUUCACAGGACUUCGUGUAGUUUUAGAAGAGUGGCUGGACACUUACGCUGGAAAGGACUGGGAGUCGAGGCCCGUUGAUGCCAGACUUCUCUUCCAGUACGUCCCUCAGAUGCACGAGGGGGCGAAGAAACUCAUGCAACUCUUGGAAGAAGACACGGUUGCCAUUUUGGACUCACAGCUCAAUGAGGAACAAAAGGUCCAGGUCAAGGCGUUGGGCAUUCCAGUAAUGCUUUGCAGCACAGCAGGAGUUCGCGACUUCCACGAAUGGUACCGCGACGCCCUCUUUGUCCUUUUGCGUCACCUCAUCAACAAUCCGUCGCCUGCACACGGAUACAAAUUCUUCACCAAUCCUUUCUGGACACGACCGAUCACAGGAGCUGAGGAAGGCCUCUUCGCGUUUAUCACGCUCAACCACCUGUCCAGACGGCUAGGCGAAGACCCAGCUAGGUGCAUGAUUGAUGAAUACGGGGUGAAGCAUUGCCGCAAUGACCUUGCUGGCGUGGUCGAGGUUGGGGGUGCUUCUGCUCAAAUUGUCUUUCCACUACAGGAAGGUACCGUCCUGCCCUCUUCGGUCCGUGCCGUCAACCUGCAGCGCGAACGCCUUCUCCCAGAACGUUAUCCAAGUGCCGACGUCGUGUCAGUUUCGUUUAUGCAGCUGGGUAGGCCAGUCCGCAGGA
Toxoplasma gondii ME49 is the source of this 1000-nucleotide messenger RNA. Its product is annotated as NTPase II. Gene Ontology annotation, cellular component: membrane. The transcript is spliced from 2 exons. Gene Ontology annotation, molecular function: nucleoside diphosphate phosphatase activity. Gene Ontology annotation, biological process: nucleoside diphosphate catabolic process. NCBI's taxonomy places the organism in Eukaryota, Apicomplexa, Conoidasida, Eucoccidiorida, Sarcocystidae. The annotation marks the transcript as partial. The record is from RefSeq and is a predicted model, not a curated record.